UGGUAUUUAGUUAGUAAUUGAAUUAUGGGAAUUUAGGCGCAUACAGAUUGCAGUCACGCUGCAUACAAACAAGUCGAAAUUUUCUGUGCGAAACAGCAGCAGCAGCCGCAGCAGCAGCAGCAGCAGCAGCAGCAGCCAGAACCAAGCAGCAGACAAUUGUUGUCAUUGUUGUUGCGAAACAGACGUGGCAAGGAUAUAAAUAACCGCUUCAAGCCAACAAAACCAACCCCAAAGGACGCAACACCAUGGGUGUACCAAAGUUUUUUCGUUAUAUCAGCGAACGGUAUCCGUGUCUCAGCGAAUUGGCGCGUGAGCAUAGCAUACCGGAAUUCGAUAAUCUGUACCUGGACAUGAAUGGCAUUGUGCACAACUGUUCGCAUCCGGAUGACAACAAUAUACACUUUCAUCUGGAGGAGCCGCAAAUAUUCCAGGACAUUUACAACUAUAUCGACAAGCUCUUCUAUCUGAUCAAGCCACAGAAACUGUUCUUUCUGGCCGUUGACGGUGUCGCGCCACGUGCCAAAAUGAAUCAACAGCGCAGCCGGCGCUUCCGUUCCGCCCGCGAGGCCGAGAUGCUUGAGGCGAAGGCGCUGCAGCGCGGCGAACGGCGGGAGCACGAACGCUUCGAUAGCAACUGCAUAACGCCUGGCACCGAGUUUAUGGCCCGGCUGCAGCUGGGCCUGCGCUGCUUUCUGCGCACCAAAAUCUCAACGGAUCCGUUGUGGCAAAAGUGUCGCAUCAUACUCAGCGGCCAGGAGACGCCCGGCGAGGGUGAGCACAAGAUCAUGGACUAUAUACGCUACAUGAAGGCGCAGCCGAAUUUUGAUCCCAAUACGCGUCACUGCCUGUACGGCCUGGACGCGGAUCUGAUCAUUCUGGGCCUGUGCACGCACGAGCUGCAUUUUGUGGUGUUGCGCGAGGAGGUGAAAUUUGGACGCAAUGUGAAACGCACCUCUGUCGAGGAGACGCGCUUCUUUUUGCUGCAUCUGGGCUUGCUGCGCGAAUAUCUGGAGCUGGAGUUCCAUCAGCUGUCGACGCCCGAACAAAAACUGGACGUGGCACAGCUAAUCGAUGACUGGGUACUGAUGGGCUUCAUGGUGGGCAACGAUUUUAUACCGCAUCUGCCCUGCCUGCAUAUCUCGUCGAAUGCCCUGCCGCUGCUCUACAAGACCUACAUACGUAUCUAUCGCCAGCUGGGCGGCAAUAUCAAUGAGCACGGCAAACUGAAUCUGGAACGUUUGGAGCAGUUCAUGCACGCCCUCAGCGAGGUGGAGCUGCAGCUGUUCGAGGAGCACAGCGACGAUCUCAAGUACAUGAAUGCCAAGACCGAGGCGUUCGAUGUGGAUGUUGCCGAGCUCAAGAACGGCAGCUUCGAUGGCUAUAGCGAUGAUCUGGCCGCACUCAUUGACAAUAGCAUGAAGCUUUAUGAGGGCGACAGCGAUGAGGAUUUUGGGGACGAGCAAACGUCAUUGCGUUCCGAAUUCCAGAACUACAAGCGGAACUACUAUCGGAACAAGUUCAAGAACGAGAUGCACAGCGAUCUGAUUGCCGAGCUGGGCUAUCAUUAUGUGACCGCGAUGCAGUGGGUGCUCGACUAUUAUUAUCGGGGCGUUCAGUCCUGGGAUUGGUAUUAUCCCUAUCACUAUGCGCCCUUCAUCAGCGAUCUGACCAACAUCAAGGACAUUCGCAUCAAUUUUAAGCUGGGCAAACCAUUUUUGCCCUUCCAGCAGCUGCUUGCGGUGCUGCCAGCAGCAAGCGUGAGCCUAUUGCCGGCGGCAUAUCACGAUCUGAUGCUCAACCCGAACAGUCCACUGGCCGAGUUCUAUCCGACGGAAUUCGAGAGCGAUCUGAAUGGCAAAAAGCACGACUGGGAGGCAGUUGUGCUGAUACCCUUCAUCGAAGAGGAUCGCCUGCUGAGGGCCAUGUCUGCGUGUGAGCCGCUGCUCAACAGCGAGGAGCGUAAUAGGAAUCGCCACGGGCCGAUGUUUCAAUACGAUUACAGUGCCCAAUCGCAGGGUCCGAUGAAGGCGCUGGCGCCGCUCAAAUCGCUGCAGCACGUCUUCUGCACGGAGCUGGCACGCUGGGCGCACGAGAUUGCGAUCAAUACGCCGCGAACUGUGUGCGUGGAGCUGCCGAAUGCGGCGCGUCACGUCUUCUUUCCCGGCUUUCCGACCAUGAAACACUUGGAGUUUAAUUUUGAUCUGCGCUACGAUCGGGUCAAGGUGUUCGAGCAGGCGAGCCGCAAUCAGAGCAUGGUGUUGCUGCCGAAGCGGCGACAUCAGCAGGACACGCUCACGUCUGUGGCUUCGCAGUAUCUCGGACAGGUGGUGCACAUCGGCUGGCCGCAUUUGAUCAAGGCCAAGGUGGAGAGCGUGGCGACACGCGAUCAAAUCGUCGACAAGGACGGCGUGCGUGCAAACGAAUCGCGAUAUUUUGAAUCCGACUGCAAAGCGCUCGAGGAACACUUUACCAGCCGCAUGGGCAUCAAGUUCGCCAACUACUAUGUGCUCGUCUAUAUACGCACCUAUGCCGGCAGCUCUGUGGAAUUUGGACAGCGUGGCAGCAUAUUUAUGCAGGAUUCGUGGAACAGCUCGGUCACCCCAUAUCCGGCACAGGGCGUUGUCUCCGAUAUCACAGUGCGCGACAAUUUGCAUGUGCAGUUCCGGAAAAUCGAGCAGCUCUUUCCCGUCGGCAGCACCGUUUUCUUUAUCGGCGAACCCUAUGCGGGCAGCGAGGGCACCGUACUGGAUCCCAUGCUUGUCUACAGCUGUGGCCGUGUACAGGUUAAUUUGCGCGUCGGGCCGGAGCCGCAGCUGUUGGCCGCACGCCAGCUGCAGGAGCAACGGGAUCGGGACUACAUGAACUCGUACAAGGUGUGCCGGGAAUUGGAUAUAACCAGCAAAUGUCUGGGCCGGCUGACGGGCACCGUUUGGGUAGUCCUCGGGCCGCGACGCGAGCGCAUGGAGAACGUGUCCAAGCACAAUAUUGGACUGCAGCUAAAGUAUCCGCGUCUGAACGAGGAACGGGCCGGCUACUGUCGCCGCCUAAACAAUCAAUGGUUCUACUCGAGCCUGGCCAUUGAGCUGAUGAGCAGCUAUUGUGAUCGUUAUCCGUCGAUUGUGGACUACUUUAGCAGCAGCAGCGAUCGCGGCGAGUUUAUCUAUGAGGAGGACAUCUUUCCGGACGCCAUCGGCCAGCAUCAUAUCGAGGAUGUUGCCAAUUGGGUGCGCCAGCAGCCGCACAUGAAAGUGGAUCGCAUUACGUGCGGUUCGCGUACCGUCUGCAAGGAGACCGUUGAGCUGCUCCUGGCCGCUGCCGAUGAGCUGCGUCUGUUGCCGGUCAAGAACGUUAAGCUGCAGGUGAAGCCACAUUUGUUGAUCAAACCGAACGUAACGCUGCCGGAUGUCUAUAGGACGCCCGGUGCAGUGCGUCUCUUCGAUCGUGUCGUUGUCGUACGCACCAUUUACAUGGUGCCCGUGGGCAUAACCGGCACGGUAAUUGGCAUACAUCCCGUUAGCGAUCCGAAUCCGGUGCGCCUUGAGUGUCUCAACUCCGUGGAGACCUUCUGUGAGCUGCUCUUCGACAGGUGUGUGGCCAACUGCGGCGACAUCCAUGGUAUUGCCGAUGAGCGUGUCUACAAGGUGCCCGAGAGCGCGCUGGUCAUCAUUAAUGCGAGCGAUGCCAACGAGAAGCAGCAGCCGCCGCCGGCACAAGCUGCGCCCGCUGCUCAGCAGCCGCCGUCGUAUCAGCUGAAGGCGCGCACGGAUGCAAUGCGUCGGGAUUGGCGCGAACAGCAGCAGCCGGGCGGGCGUUUUAUCACUGCCGCCAGCAGCAAAUAUAAUGCGAUCACCAUGAAUACGCACAUUGCCGAUGAGUUCUAUUUGCCCGGCGCCAGCGAUGCGUCGUCAAGCUCUGCUGCCGGCACACAGCCGUCCACAUCUGGCGCGGCGGCACGCUCCUCGACGGCCGUCGCCAAGAAGGAGUCGCAGGUGGUGCAAAACUGGCGCACAAUGUCCACGCAGGCGCCGCUGUCGUUGUCGUCACGCUCAACGCCGCCGGGCCAGGAGCCAGGAGGAGUCAAGCAGCUGGAUCAUGUCCAGCGUAACCAGGCCGCCGCUUCAGCGACGCCGCAUGAUCAAACGCAGGCGCUCAAGCUACUGUUGGGCCUGAAGCCGCCGUCGUCGUCACAGCCGUCGACGGCACAGCAAAUGUCAGCAGCAUUCCCAACGAAUCUGCCGUCGCAGUCGCAUUUUCAGCUACAAUCACAAUCGCAGUCGUUGGCCAACGUUCCGUCCACGUCGCAGCAGCUGCCCCAAGCGCCGCUGCCCAGUCAAAUGCCUAAAUUGCCGCAGCCGCCGCUCUUCUGGCAGCGCGAGGCACAGCAGCAGCAGGCAAAGCUGCAAUCGGAACUGCUGAUAUCCACGCAACAAUGGGAUCAGGGACCGUUGCUGAGCAGCAGCAGGCAGCCGAAUGACGAAGAGUCUCCAGAAGCGCCAGCACCAUCAGCUGAGAGCCUUAUGAGACAGUUGCUGCAACAUCCACAGGCACAGCACCAGAUGCAGCAGCAACAACAACAACAACAACAACUUGCAUCAGAGACAGCUGUGCGCGCGAUUAGGACGCCUCAGCUGGUGCAGGCUGCCACGUUUAUGCCGUCGGGUCUCAGCGGCGGCUACAACAAUAGCCAUCAGCGCUACAACAGCAGCUCGAGCAAUUAUUAUCCCAUCAAUAAUAACAACAAUUACAACAACAGCAGCAACAACAGCAACAACAACAACAGCAACAACAACAACAACAAUACCAGCAGCAGCAGCAGCAGCAACAAUCGGCCGUCCGAUGGCAACUACUACGGCAAUGCCAAUCCGCGUCGCUCGUACACAUCGAUUCAGGACUUUGUGCCCAUCCAGGCCUAUCGGCCCAAGAAGUCGCAGCGUAACGCCCAGCAAAUGCAGGAAAAACUGGAAACGGGCAACAGCAGCGCUGCCAACGAAGUCCAACUCCAGGAGGCGAGCGGCUCAGCAACGGCACAAAAUGCAGGAGAUGAGGCUAGCUCUGAGCUAAUGAGAACGCUCAAGAUAACGCCCCCAGAUUCAGAGGCCAGCACAAGUGUUGCCGCUGUCAAAACUGAGGAAGCGGCUGUUAUUAAGCCAAAGGUGACCAGGAAGCCGCGAGUGCCGCGCAUCGGCGCCAAAUUCGACUUGGAGUACAUCAUGCCCUAAAUGGAACUAGAAAGACUAAAUGAAGAAUCUACGAUAGAACAUUUUUUUAUUUCGUUUCGUUGUUUUUUUUUUUUUUUUAUGUUAUUUUCUUUUUCUUUUUCUUUUACGAUUCUAUUCAUUCCAUUCGCUCAUUUAUUCGCCUAUUCACAUUUGCUGCACACGCCCGCGUUUUGAGGGAAACUCUAAAAUUGCUUUUAGACAAUUAUUUUAUUAUUAUUCUCUGCCGAUAUUAUUUUUUCAUUUCGUAUCUGUUCCGCAUAUGGAAGGCGGCAUCUACUACCGAUUUCUAGACUGUUCUAGGCGUAGAUAUAAAUAGACAUAAGUACUAUAUAGAGCGCUAACUGUAUACUAAUAUAUAUAUAUACGCAUAUGCAUAUAAAUGUUUUUAUAUAUAUAUAUGUGUAUACAUAUAUGCUAGGCUUAUUUAUAUACUACUUGUGUAUAUAACUUUUUAAUUCUCUAGACUCUUAAGCAUAAACCACACACACACACGCAUUAAGAAUACAAAUGAACAUGAAAUGUGAAACAAGAAAAAUAUUUAACAAAACUUAAUCAUGAAAAUCAAGUUUGUUAUAAAAGCAAUAAAAGUGUAAGAAGAAAAUCCCCAAACAGAGACGAAGCUAAAGAAAGAGGGAGAGAGACAGUUAGAUAUCGUGAUGUUUCUUCAAGAAAAACAAAA
This is a messenger RNA of Drosophila virilis, 5898 nucleotides long. It is a transcript of the gene pcm, whose product is annotated as 5'-3' exoribonuclease pacman. Gene Ontology annotation, biological process: nuclear-transcribed mRNA catabolic process. Gene Ontology annotation, molecular function: 5'-3' exonuclease activity; nucleic acid binding. The record is from RefSeq and is a predicted model, not a curated record. Lineage: Eukaryota; Metazoa; Arthropoda; Insecta; Diptera; Drosophilidae.